GUGUGGAGACACCUGCGUUCAGGUUAUAGUCUGAAUGAGUGUGCUAGUGAACGCACUGCUGGAUUAGGUCUAUGUCGGAAUAGUUACUGGUUAACAACGAACGUUACUCACACUUUUAGACCAAGACAAGAUUAAUUCUAGGUGCAUAGCUUGUCUUUUUGCGUCAGCACGCGACGGAUGGACAAAGGGUGUGAUAGUGAUAUAAAAUAGCUUCCACAGGUCCUGCAGCAGUUUCCUGUUACUCGCGGGCCGACGUACUUGUCUCAUCAAGUGAGAAGAGGUAUCGACAGCUGCAUUAGCGGAAGUGAUAAUCCUUACGAAAAUUGUCAGUGGAAGAUCCUCGUACUUGUGGUGAACAGCUUCACAACGAUUGGAUCAAACAUCACUAGAGAUGGCCUCAAUUUUGCCUGCAACGCUUACCGGUAGCGACAGUGAUCGUGUAUUGAAGUCCAUGGACGCCAACCGGUAUGCCACCAAGAAAACCAUCGCCCAGGGAAUGUUAGAUAUUGCCCUGCUGACGGCCAACGCAUCCCAGCUCAAGUACAUUUUGCAAGUUGGCGAGAAGCACGAGUUCUACACGCUGAUGCUGGUUUUGAUCAGUAUUUCCAUCAUAUUGCAGGUCACAAUGGGUGUGCUUAAUCUAACCCUCAGCUUACUCCAUGAUUGUCGGCUUCACUUACCACAAUAUCACCGGUCAGCCAAUGCCAUUAAUUAUAUUGUAACCGGAGUAGCUUUUCUGGUUGCCAUGAUAAACUUAUUGAUAUCGGCGUUCGAUCCAAAAGUUUUGAAAUACGUGAUUGAAUAGAUGAUAGGAAACCAGAUGAUGAUUACAGGUUACAGGAUGUCAAGUAAUAUCAAUGAGAAAGUUGUUCUGGCAAGCUAGACGAAUAAUUCGAAAGCCAUGUUAGUAUUUGUCCUGUGUGAAAAAAGUGGGCGUUCAUAAUCAUAUUCACGUUCCUCUUACCUCUGGCGUAAUCAUCGCUGAACCCUGAUCUCUUUCUAAAUUAUAAUUCAAAAAAGUUCACAGUAGGAUUUCAUUGCAAGUUGUGAUUUACAUGCUGGUUUUCGGUUUCUUUCGAGAUAGAUCAUUACAACUUAACCGACAAUUUUUAAGCUAUACCUUAAAUAGCUAAAAGCUAUUUAACAGUUGAUUCUUAUAAAAAUGAACAUGCCAUCCUGUCCAUUCAUCCGUGCCAAUUAACAGCCAGUUUUCAAUUUGUUGUUUGUGAAGAAAUCUGGAGACUAUAGCAGCCACCAGUUUUCAAAAAUCUAAGUCACAAUCCUGGAGUAAAGGGUGUGUCACAUCAAAUUGCAUCACGGAAAAAACGCUGUAGAAAUUCACCCAGUAGAAAAUUUUAGACAGUAAAAUAAAAGCUAUUAAACAACUUUUGGCAUUUUCUUUUUAUUCCUACUUCUAGCCCAAGCCCGUAUGCUCGCACCUUCCUCUUUACCCCGUCCAUAAGGUUCUGUACAACGUCAGGUUGUAGUUUUUUUUGAACAGAAAUCCAUUUUCUCUUGAAGUGCGCCUCCGAUUUGACAACUUUUGGGUUCUUCCGGAGGGCCUGCUUCAUAAUCGCCCAAUAUUUCUCUAUUGGGCGAAGC
Molecule: messenger RNA, 1602 nt
Organism: Toxorhynchites rutilus septentrionalis
Lineage: Eukaryota; Metazoa; Arthropoda; Insecta; Diptera; Culicidae
Product: ninjurin-2
Exons: 4
Coding region: 392-805 (137 amino acids)
Biological process (GO): tissue regeneration; cell adhesion
Cellular component (GO): membrane
Source: RefSeq, a predicted model, not a curated record